AUGCCCCUCCAGCCAAGUCCUGGCGCGCUCCCAGACACGGGACGCGACUACUGGUCUCGACCCGCCCCUCGACCCAUGCCCAACCCGUUUGCUGACCAGCGCGACGCACCACUGCGGUACCACAGAGCUGGGGCAUCGUACACCCUCGGCGAUGGAUAUCACACCGGCCCCGGGUUGCCAACAGCCAGCAGGCGUAACAGAUCACAGAGUCUGAGCCCCCGCAACCGUGUCGAAACCUGGGUAGAGGGAUACAAAUCUGCCGCACCUUCCACUACGUCCACGACAUCCGCAGCAACGUCCACUGGCAGCUACUCAAACUUGUCCGGCACCACGUCGGCAGUCAGCAGCAUGUAUACCGGACCCCAGACCCCGGCCUUCUUCCCAUCACCACUCGACAGGCGCAUGUCAUACGACUCACAGUCGCCCAUCUUCCCAACCUCACUUGACAGGCGCAUGUCGUACGAGUCCCAGCUGUCGUCCAUCCUCCCACCACCAUUCGACAGGCGCAUGUCGUAUGAAUCCUCGUCCAUCCUCCCGCCACCACUCGAAGAGCGGCGGUCGUUCGAAUCCCAGCCAUCAGCCAAGGACGAUGCGUAUCGCGAGGCGGGCACGUUUUCCGAUACUCCGCUUCGCUCGCUGCACGACUAUCACUUUGUCGCCGAGUGA
This is a messenger RNA of Apiotrichum porosum, 666 nucleotides long. RefSeq lists its product as uncharacterized. Bases 1 to 666 code for a protein of 221 amino acids. The transcript has a single exon. Lineage: Eukaryota; Fungi; Basidiomycota; Tremellomycetes; Trichosporonales; Trichosporonaceae. The record is from RefSeq and is a predicted model, not a curated record.